UUUUAACGUGGAUGCGUUAUUUGAUGCGUUGUGCGGCAAUGAUAAACCAAAAUAGCAAUGUCGAGGCAAAUGAAGUGUAAAAUGUAAUAUGGGAGUAAAAGCAUUGGCUGGAAGACUUGGGAUAGUUAGUGUCAUGUUUGUGAUAGUAACCUAUAUCAUUUACCUACGUUUUCCGUUGAGUUUGUCAAGAAAUCUACGAAGCAAUUUUUCUGUCACCAGUAUAAUUGCUGUGCAUACUCUAUCUGAUGAAAGACUGAAUAAACAGAGAAAGUCUUCAAAUCCAAGCCGAGCUGGAGUGAAAUCAUUCUCCGACUCAAAAUCCCGCUACGUGGAUUAUGAAACCUUGGUCCCACAAUGUGAUAAUAUACUGAUAAAUAUGACUCAAGGCCAGUGGAUUAAAAAAGUCAAAAUAGUAAAAUACAAAGAUUACACUAAUCAAUGGGUGCAGCAGGAAUUGAUUCUUGAAGAAGAAUUACACCAUUUCUGGGUAAAGCGUGGCAUUCAAACUCGAUUCUGGAGACCUGACCGAAGAUGUGGAUAUAAAAAUACCUUCUGCAAUUUUAGUUUCGAACAAAAGCCGCCGAAUUCGACAUGGCCUCAAGUUGGAAGUUGGUGCAAUGCUCGUGGCAAACAACCAUGCUGUACAGAUGUUUUUAAUGGAUAUUGCGCAAGACCAUCAAAAAAGACAUGCGAAUGUCCAUCGUGCGUGGACUUGAGAAAAUAUAUAUAUGCAGAUGUCAGCGAUUGGCUUGUUACGGACAAAAGAUGCCAGUGGAGGAAUUACACAGCUGCACAAGCCUGUGAUGUGAUAGAAAGAUCAAAAAUCAAUAGUAUACAUUUUGUAGGAGAUUCCUUCAGCAGAAACAUGUUUCGUGCGUUUGCUAUGCUCAUAACUAAUGACACGGUUUCGGGAGCAUGGCACAAAAAUACAUCAGAUCUGGUGAAGGGACUAUGCACAGAAAGGCAUCAAUUUUUCUGGAAAGAGUGUCGUGACACCUUGUACAAUAUUUCAGAAAUGUAUCAUUUGGGAAAACUAUGUGGAAACAGAGGAUAUGCCAACUUCAAAGCAACCAUGCACCCUUUUUACAAUUUGCGAUUCAGCGCACAGUUUUAUGAUCUUGUCGUUCGUAAUCUUGGUGUGCCUGGAUCUAAUUAUAGUCAGUAUUGGCUUUCACGUGGGAUGUCUUUCAGAACGUGAAAUCAAUUAUUAUCUAGGCCCAGCUGUAAAUGCAAUAGAACAAUUUUACGGAAGCCUCUAAAACAGGUUGACCCAAAGAGGCUUUCCGGAAGAUGGCCUCAAAUAAUACUUUCCCUUCCGUUGACUAUUGGGCUACUUAAACCAACUGCUUACUUGAAUCUACAAAAUGAGUAUAAAUGUAGAAAAUAUUCCCGAGAUAUGGCACAAUAUGCUGAUUUGCACGAUAUUCGCGUACUUGAUUUUCAUCCACUAACAACACUUGUCCAAAGUUUUGAUGGCACGCACCAUGGUUUGGCUGUGAAUCUCAUGAAAAAUCAGAUAUUAUUGAAUUUUAUUGCAACUUUAGAUCAUGGUUUAUACGUCUGAGUAAAUGAAAAAUAAUUAAGAGUUUGAUGAGUUUAUACGUUCACAAUGGAGAAUACAUCAUAUAUGGCAGCAAUACGUAUCAGUGAUUUGUACAUGCCAAGCAUGUGCUCAGACAAAUAUAGACGGUAAGAGGUAA
This is a messenger RNA of Styela clava, 1700 nucleotides long. RefSeq lists its product as uncharacterized. The record is from RefSeq and is a predicted model, not a curated record. NCBI's taxonomy places the organism in Eukaryota, Metazoa, Chordata, Ascidiacea, Stolidobranchia, Styelidae.